ACUCGACUCAGUUACCCAUCAGCCUUUACGGGGGAAGGAUGUGCUGCAUUUCUCGCUCCUCCCCUAUUGCGUGUGUCCUGACCCCUCGUAUUGACCCAGGUCGCGCUGGUGCCACUGUGGGUGAAGGUUAGGAAGGGAGUGAUUGACCUGUUAAGAGCAUCGCCAUCCUAACUACAGGUUCCUAACGCGGCUACAGUAGAUAAGUGGAAAAUAAGGAAAUAGAAAUAAAUAGUGGAAAUGAAGACAAAAAGUGAACGUAAAGUGAAGAAAAGAUAAAAGAAAACGAGAUAAAGAAAUAAAAUGAAAGGAAAUGAAAUAAAAGUGAAAGAAAAUGGGAAGAAGUGAGAGACGAAAUGAAAAUCGUGAAAGAUGAAGACAAAAUGUGAAGUGGAAGAUGGAAAUAAAAAAAAAACUUGAUAAACAUGAAUAGAUAAGGAGAAAAAUAAGAUAACGAGUAAAAAGGAACGACUAAUAAAGGAGACGGAAGAGGAAAAUAAAAAAAAAAACACUUGAUGAAAGGAGGAAAUAGUGAUAAAUAAACAUAAUUAGAAAGAAAGAAAAAAAAAGAAAAUAGAAAAAAUAAAGAAAAUUUUUAAAAAUAAGAAAAAUAAAAGAAAAGUAGUGAAUAUUAUCAGAGAGAGAGAGAGAGAGAGAGAGAGAGAGAGAGAGAGAGAGAGAGAGAGAGAGAACACGAGAACGAGAAAGAGACCGACUCACCCACUCACCCACCCGCCCACCAACUACCACCACCACCACCACCACCACGCCCUCAAAAUGACACCACCACUUCUCCACCCACGGCGCCCACACUCCUUGGCCGCCUCUGCCCGUCACAUUUACGCUGCCCUCGUAAGAACCCGCCCAUUGGCCCCUCAGACACGCCCACACCAGAACCACGCCUCGGGAAUAUGGGGCGCCAGUGGGCGGGGCGUGGGCAUGUUAGUCUACAGGAGUGUGGGGAUGUGGGCGGCCAUGGGCGUGAGUUACCUGGUGGGGAUCGUGGCGGGACCCAUUGCAGGGGCAGCUGUGACCUCAUCUCUCCUUGUGGCUGCCGUGACCUCGCUUCUGACAGGUUUCUGCUAUACGGAGCUGGUUACCUCUACGGAGCAGUGUUCAGGACAGGUGUACACAGCUACCUACCAAUUAGUGGGCGAGGCAGCUGCUUACCUAGUGGGACUCUUCUACGUGUUGUUAAAUGCAUCUGCUCUUGCUGCCCUCACGAAAGCCUUGUCCUCCACGAUGGAUUACCUGUGUGGAGGGAAGGUGGAGAGGUGGGUGGGGAGUAACCUGGGCCACCUGCCUGUCACUCACGAGGCUCCUGACUUCAUUGCUGCCGGGGCCUGUCUGUCUGUUGCUGUCAUCCUGGCUCUCGGCUUGGAGCAAGCCGGGUUCCUGCGAGCUGUCAUGAGUGGCGUGACCGUCCUGUGUCUCCUCUUCUUCUUCAUCGUAGGAGGGACACACACAGAGAAGGACCCAGCUCACCUACAGACUGCCUUUACUUCACUCGGCUCCUCUGAGCUGUUGGCGGGGGCUGCCGUGUGCAUGGUUGUGUACGGGAGUUUCUACGAGGCGGGGCGUCUGGUCAAGUGUCAGAGGCGAGUCCACCGCGUGCUGCCCCUAGUGGUCUCUGUGUCCACCGGUACCUCCUUCCUCGCCUUCUUCGUGCUGGGCAUCGUUCUCACCCUCAUGACUGGGAACGUGAUCCCGCCUGAGGGUGCGCCGCUCAUCCAGGCCAUGGAGCGCCGGGACGUGAGCUGGGCACGGCUGGUACUUGGCUGCUUCCAGGUAGUAAUGCUGUGUCUGUCUUUAGUUGAGGCUGCCACGCCACUAUCCCGCCAGCUGGUGUCCUUAGCAUCAGACGGCCUCCUGCCCCCUUUCCUGGCUGCUCAGUGCCCCAGGACCAGCGCCCACGUACACGCUCACCUGAUGGGAGGCUUCUUGGCUGCUGUUCUUGCCCUUACUCUCAAUCAUGUCCUCCUCUUGCAGGUACUUGCCACAUGCAUGCUGGUGGUGCAUGUGGUAGUGGUGGUGACAGUGUUGUAUAGGCGCCACCGCUGUUCCUACGCUGGUCUGUGCUGUGUGGCUGUGACCCCAUCCUCACGCGCCCCCCUUGGCUACCUCCACCUCGCCCCACGCAGCUCCCGCCAGGAGAGGACCUUUCAUUUCCUGAAGGAUGGUCUGCGAGUUCUCCCUAAGCAGCUUGGGCCGAGGCAGCAGGAGGGACAGCAGGAGGAACCAAAUGAGGCAGACACCCACGACACCUCACACCUUCUUGGUAACGAAUAUGAACCACCUGAGUCACCUGUAGCAAAGGAGGAGGAGGAGGAGGAAGAGGAGACCAAGGAGGAGGAGGAGGAGGAAGAGGAGGAGGACGUGGAGGCAGCAGUUCGUGAGUACAGGGAGAAGGUGCAAGUUGCUACUCUUGAUGGGGGAAACAUUCAGAUCCCUCCCACUCCCGACUCUGCUCGCCGUGCCCUUCUACUAGUGGGUGUGGUCUUAGCCUCCCUCACCACAGCUGCCCUUAUGGCUAUCUACACCCACACCAGGCAGUGGGCAGCAGUGGGCAUGGGCGUGUGUCUCCUGGUGGCUCUUGUAUCAGUGGGUGUUCUGUCGCGUCAGCCUGCCCACCCUCCCACCCGUGCUGCCUUCAGGGUCCCUGCUCCUCCCUGGCUGCCUGCUGCCGCCCUCCUGCUCAAUGUGACUCUACUGAUGCAGGUUCUGGGACAUACCUGGCCCCUGCUGGUGAUGGUUGGGCCUGCAGGUAUAGCUUGGUAUCUUCUAUAUGGGAUGAGACACAGUCAGCUGGGAUCACCUGGGGCAUUAGGGGUGGGGGUGACAAGGGUCCGUGGUGAGACCAUACGCCUGCAGCCCCUUACUCCUCCCCCCCUCACACCUACCCCUCUGCAAGCCCCCCAACGCCCCUCCAUCCUACCCCGCCCUCACCAGAAUUAUGCGCGCCUUACACAGGUAGAUACAGUACUAAUUAGCAGGUGAGGUUAGGUUAGCUUACAUUUUGGUAGUGAAAAGUGAGGUCAGGUCAAGUUAUGUAGCAAAAUGGUCAAGUUAGGUCAAAUCAUGUAGCAAAAAGUGGGGUUAGGUUAUGUCAGGUGAAAUUGGGUUAGGCUAUACCAGGUGAAGUCAGGCUAUGUGGUCAGGUUAGGUAAAGCCCGUUGAGGUCAGAUUAGGUAAUUUUUCAUGCUAGAUAAUGCCAGGUGGUCAUGCUAUAGGUAAAGUCAGAUGGUCCAUUAGGUAAGGCCAGGUUAGAUCAAGUUAGGAGAUGUCAGGUGCAGUCAGUGUGAGAUCAGGCUAGGUAAUGUCAGGUGAUCAGGGUAGGUAAUGCCAGGUGAGGUCAGGUGGAGCAAAUUGACCUCAAGCACACCUUAACUCUGCCCUGCCUUGAGAAGUUGUUAAUAUCUAAUGUUAAUUGUUAGUGUGGAGUUGAAAGGGAUGAUUUUUCUUGUCAAUUACUUUUUUUUAUUGAUACAGUAAAUAUUUUUUUUUCAUUUCUUUAUCUGUACAUUUGUUUACUAAUUUACUCAUAAUUGUUUUGAUGUUUUUUCAAAUUUGUUUAUAUAUUUAUUUGCUUACUUUUGACAACAAUUAUAUACUAGUUUAUUUAUUGAAUUAUUUACUUAAUUGUCUGUAUACUAUUUACUCAUUCAUUGUCUAUAUACUACUUACUCAUUCAUCAGUUAUACACCAAUUUACUAAUUCAUGGUUACUUAUUGUGUCAUCUAUUCACUCCUUUAUUUCUGCUUAUCUUUUCACAUUUAUUUUGUCAUUUAUUCAUUCAUCUAUCUCUUUCCUUAUUUCUUCAUGUUUAUUUACUUACAUAUCACUUAUUUAUUUAUUUUCUCUUCAUUUCUUUGUUUACAUCUUGCCAUUGGUAGAUGCAGAGCUGCUUGUCCUGACGAGGGUGGGAGUGGUGCAGGAGUUUGUUUGUUAAUAGAGGGCGCACUAGAGCACACCACAUGCCUCGCUCCUUCCUAUACAUACUGUUAUUGUUGUUGUUAAGUCCAUGUACCGCUUCUUGUUAUGGCAGUAAAAUUAUAACUUUU
Molecule: messenger RNA, 4058 nt
Organism: Portunus trituberculatus (swimming crab)
Lineage: Eukaryota; Metazoa; Arthropoda; Malacostraca; Decapoda; Portunidae
Product: cationic amino acid transporter 2, vacuolar-like
Biological process (GO): amino acid transport; transmembrane transport
Cellular component (GO): plasma membrane
Molecular function (GO): amino acid transmembrane transporter activity
Source: RefSeq, a predicted model, not a curated record